CAAAAUUCAAUACGAUCACACGGUUAAAGAGAAAUACUGCUUUAUUGUUGAGUUCUACCAGAAAGAGGAAAAAGUGAAUUAAAAUAAAAAAGGCAACAAUUAAAACGAAACGAAAUACUUUUAAAAAAAAACAGAAGAUAAAAUAAGUUGACAAACGAGAAAGAAAGAUUGCGCAAUGUCAUUGAGAAUAUUGGGAUGCAUUCUUGCUGUACUUCUCGGCGUACAAGCAUUUCCGCAAAUACCACGACAACGUGAAAGCUCAGUAAUCUUUAUAGAUUUCAACUAUAAUGGAAAAUCCGGUGAAAAAACUUUGCGAUCCUUAGACCAAAUACAUUUACAAGAUGGAAAUAUACGAGGACGAAGUUCGUAUACCGAUAGUUAUGGAAAUCCUGUUGCAUAUGAUUCACUAGAUGAUGUAAAUGCACAAAGACCAAGCAAUAAUAAAGAUAAUCCUACACAAUACGUCAUUCCGGGUUAUGCUAGUGGAAUAUUAGAUUCUCAUGAAGUUCCUUCAAGAAGUUCGGUCAAUGAUAAUGAAGGAAGAACAUCAAACGAAGACAAAAUACAUUUUGUUGAUCCACUCAAUCAAAACUCAUUUCAAACAUUUAAUAAUGCACCAUCAACAUCACUUACCGUACCAGACUUUAAUUCACAAUCUCCACCAAUUAAUAUUCCAAGACCCAACAUUGAUCUGCCUGAAACUCCAAUAAAUUCCAAUGAUGAUGUUUUGAAUUCAAAUUUACCAAACGCACCUCCAUCAACAUUCUUAGAAGUUCCUUUUGACCAACAUUCUAAUAACAAGCCAUUUGUUACGCUACCACCUCAAGUAUCAAAUUCUGAAGGUGUUAAAAUUUCAAUUCCUCGACCAAAUCUUGAUAUCCAUGAAACACCUAUUGAUGGAAGCAACAAUUUACUGAAUCAAGGACUUUUACCUCCACCAACAUCAGUACAACCAAAUUUUAACAAUAAUAUAUUUUUGAAUCCAAAACAGGAUCAACCUGUGUUGAUUACUGAUGAUCAAACAUUAUUUGCUCCAAAACCAUCUAAUGGAUUAUUACCACCUAAAGAUCCCGUUCCAAAUAAUUUUAAUAUCCAAUCCAAUAAUGCUUUGCCAUCAUCGACAAUCCCGUCUAAAUUUAAUACGAAUUUUGAGGGUACGAUUUUAGGCGGAAUAACAACAUCUUCUCCACUACAGAUUCCUGUCCAAAUAGUCCAUUCACAGGAUGGCAAAAUAAAUAAGUAUACUGGGACAUUUGGUGGUUCACCUGGAAUUUUAGUGAGUAAUAAUCAAAUUGAUAGAGUCAUUCCAACAGUUUCAACCCAAAGAGUUCAACCGACAUCAAGUACAGCCUUAAAUAGUAUUCAACCAACGCAAGGAUCAACCAAUAAAUUCACAGGCUCAUUUGGUGGUGCCAUUGGCUUUUUAAGCCCAAAUUCUGCGCAAACUACAAUUUCAGAUGCGUCAACCACUCAAAGUAAUAAUGUAUUAUUACCAUCAAAAAAGAAACCUUUAUUAACAUUUGGAGGUCCAGAAGGCGUCUUAAGACCGUUCGAUAAUCUUCAAAAGAAUUAAAGUUUUAUCUUUUUUUUUGUGAUAAGAUAUUCAUACUCAAUUAAGGCUCUGCAAAUAGAAAU
Molecule: messenger RNA, 1635 nt
Organism: Chironomus riparius
Lineage: Eukaryota; Metazoa; Arthropoda; Insecta; Diptera; Chironomidae
Source: the annotation of a GenBank genome assembly